AUGUCAGGCUACUGCAAAACAUGCAAUGUCUUUGCAUAUGCAACAAGAGGUCUUGCAACUGCCUCCAAAGUCCGACCUCCCCGUCCGUCUUACCUGAACACUAAAUUCAAACGAGGGCCGUUACCUCAACUCGGGCGAAAAGCACCUGAACACGAAUCUCUUCCCAACUUGCUGCAGAAGCUUACAACACUAAAAGCAGAUGGACUUAGACCUAGACCGGAAGCAUACGUGGCGAUAAUCAGAGCAGCGGGUGAUUUUGCCUUGAGCAGGAGUGUUGAAGGGGAAGAAUCGGAUAAUCUGGGCUGGCAAAUAGCGCUAUCUGCGUGGAAUGACGCACAGCAGGGAAAGGUCGAUCUGGGAAUAGAAGGAAUGGAAGUUCUGCUGAGAUUGUCGGGUGUGGAAACGGCUUGGGCAAGAGUCAAGUCCAGCUAUGUUCCAGAUGAAGGUCUCAUAUUAUCCAUGCUCAAUGCUGCUGGUCGAUGGGGUCGACCUGAUUUCGCUUCGACUAUCCUUGAAUCUCUUCGUAUACCUCCCCAGGAACAACAUCUGGCACCUCUCCUCGAGGCAUUUUGUAACGCUGGUCAAGUACCUGAUGCCUUCCGUGUGCUCUCCUCAAUUAGAGAUGCCGGACUUACUCCAACUAUGGCUACUGUACAACCGCUCGUCUCCGUUCUCACCAACGCGGAAGUCAUAGAUCAAGCGUUCUACGCCUUAGAAGACAUGCACAAAGCUGGCGAAUCUGUUGAUAUCACCGCACUCAACGCUCUCAUCGACGCGUCGGCUAGACUCGGUGACUUGCAACGGGCUCGAGCGACUCAGACCGCUGCCACCGACCUCGGUCUCACCCCUAACAUUGAUACCUUCAACCUCGUUUUAUCUUGUUGUGCGGUCACAAAGCAUCGAGCCCUUGGCGACACAAUACUGAACGAGCUGGUCUCCCUGUCAAUUUCCCCCAGCGCUACUACUUAUGAACAUAUGAUCAAUUUAUGCCUCACCCAAUCCAAAUAUGAAGACGCUUUUUACUAUCUGGAAAAAUCAAAGUCGGAUAAUUUCAAACCGUCUUACGCGUUAUACAACUCACUCGUACGCAAAUGUAUCAGCCUCAACGAUUCCAGAUGGCGUCUUGUUGUUGAAGAAUUGAAAACGGUUGGGUACCGGGUGGACAACGAACUGCACGAAUUCAUCAACUCUGGUGGAAAGCCUCGCACGAGAGAAGACCGGGGAGGGCGAAGAAGGGACGAUAAACUCAGAGGAAGCUCAAGGUCAUCGAAAGAGUAG
Molecule: messenger RNA, 1278 nt
Organism: Kwoniella shivajii
Lineage: Eukaryota; Fungi; Basidiomycota; Tremellomycetes; Tremellales; Cryptococcaceae
Exons: 2
Coding region: 1-1278 (425 amino acids)
Molecular function (GO): protein binding
Source: RefSeq, a predicted model, not a curated record